CGUGCUCAUGCCGCUGCUCGAGGGCCAGCAGCCGGAGCAGGGCACGUGGCACUACCUGCACAUCGACCGCAGUGCCCCUGCGCCAAGGAGCGUGCGCCUCAUCUCGGAUGUGGACGACACGGUGCGCCACACGCACGUCCUCGGCGGCGCGCGGCAGGUCUUCAAGAAUGUAUUCGUGCGGCCAACGCACGAGGUGCAGAUCCCACACGCACGCGAGUGGUACGCCGCGCUCGCCGACGCCGGCGUCGCCGUGCACUACUGCUCCAACGCGCCGAUGGAGCUGCACCUCGUCGUGCGCGGCUAUCUGCACGAUGCCGGGCUGCCACACGGACACCUGGUGCUGAAGCACUACCCCGCCGCGUCGGCCUCGUCGCUCCUCUCCUCCUGGCUGCAGCCGGCUGCUGCUCGCAAGCGCACUGCGCUGCUCGGCAUCCUGGACGACUGGCCUGAAAGCACCUUCUUGCUCGUGUGAGUAGGGGGGGCGAGAGACGAGAAGGCAGCCAGG
Messenger RNA from Tilletiopsis washingtonensis, 505 nucleotides. RefSeq lists its product as hypothetical. Gene Ontology annotation, molecular function: phosphatidate phosphatase activity. The record is from RefSeq and is a predicted model, not a curated record. Gene Ontology annotation, cellular component: actin cortical patch. NCBI's taxonomy places the organism in Eukaryota, Fungi, Basidiomycota, Exobasidiomycetes, Entylomatales. The transcript has 4 exons. Bases 8 to 472 code for a protein of 154 amino acids.